UCGGUCCGGAGUGCACGGGAGGCGGGUGGCCCGGCGGCGGACUGGGCCCCCGGGCCUGCCGCGCGGGUGCUGAGCUGGCGGGGCGGGCCGGGGCGCGGACGGUGGCUCCUCCCUCUCUGGCUGCAGGAUUAAAAACUAAUGCAUACGUAAGACAGAAGAGAAAGAUGUCAUUCCGUAAAGUAAACAUCAUUAUCCUGAUCCUGGUCGUUGCUCUCUUCUUACUGGUUUUGCACCAUAACUUCCUCGGCCUGAGCAGUUUGCUAAGGAAUGAGCUUUCAGAUUCAGGAAUUGUGGGGUUUCAGCCCAUAGACUUUGUCCCAAAUGUUCCCCGACAAGCUGUAGAUGGGAGACAAGAGGAGAUUCCUGUGGUCAUUGCUGCAUCUGAAGAUAGGCUCGGGGGGGCCGUUGCAGCCAUAAACAGCAUUCAGCACAAUACUCGCUCCAAUGUGAUGUUCUACAUCGUUACGCUCAAUGGUACAGCAGACCAUCUCCGGUCCUGGCUCAGCAGCAGUACUUUGAAAAGCAUCAGGUACAAAAUUGUGGAUUUUGACACCAAACUUUUGGAAGGGAAAGUAAAGGAAGAUCCUGACCAGGGGGAGUCCAUAAAACCAUUAACCUUUGCAAGGUUCUACUUGCCAAUUCUGGUUCCCAGUGCAAAGAAGGCCAUAUAUAUGGAUGAUGAUGUAAUUGUGCAAGGGGAUAUUCUUGCCCUUUACAAUACACCACUGAAGCCAGGGCACGCAGCUGCAUUUUCAGAAGAUUGUGACUCAGCCUCUACCAAAGUGGUCAUCCGUGGAGCAGGGAACCAGUACAAUUACAUUGGCUAUCUUGACUAUAAAAAAGAGAGAAUUCGUAAACUUUCCAUGAAAGCCAGCACCUGCUCAUUUAAUCCUGGAGUUUUUGUUGCAAACUUGACAGAAUGGAAAAGACAGAAUAUAACCAACCAGCUGGAAAAAUGGAUGAAACUCAAUGUAGAAGAGGGACUGUACAGCAGAACAUUGGCUGGCAGCACCACAACACCUCCUCUGCUGAUUGUAUUUUAUCAACAGCACUCUACAAUCGACCCCAUGUGGAAUGUCCGCCACCUUGGUUCCAGUGCUGGAAAACGAUAUUCACCCCAGUUUGUAAAGGCUGCCAAGUUACUCCAUUGGAAUGGUCACUUUAAGCCAUGGGGAAGAACUGCUUCCUAUUCCGAUGUCUGGGAAAAAUGGUAUAUUCCAGACCCCACAGGCAAAUUCAGCCUGAUCCGAAGACAUAUGGAGAUCUCAAAUACAAAAUAAAACAUAAUUUAUGCUAUAAGCAUUUCUCAGGAAAUCCUGGAAGACAGUAUGCGUGGGAAUUAUCAGUUGCAAGGCUUCAAUGCUUAUCUGCAGCAACCCAUGGAAAGAAGGACCUUUCAGCUGGGUAAAGAGGACAAACUACCCUGUUUAGCAGUCAGCUUCCCAGAUAGGCUAUGUAUGUCUCCAUCUGCCUUACCACAUGUUUGCUUACUACCGUGCUGAAAGACUGACAGGGAUGGUAUAGCUAGUUCAACACUACUGCUUGGUUUUAAUUUUGUAACAUUAACCUGUGGUCUGAUCUGUUAAUAAAGUGAAACCUACAUUUUUCAA
Molecule: messenger RNA, 1610 nt
Organism: Hyaena hyaena (striped hyena)
Lineage: Eukaryota; Metazoa; Chordata; Mammalia; Carnivora; Hyaenidae
Gene: GLT8D1
Product: glycosyltransferase 8 domain containing 1
Exons: 10
Coding region: 165-1280 (371 amino acids)
Cellular component (GO): Golgi apparatus
Molecular function (GO): glycosyltransferase activity
Source: RefSeq, a predicted model, not a curated record